AUGAGGACUUCAACGCAAAAUUUGUUAAAGAAUGGUCUUUAUGAACGUUUCAGACAAGAUCCCAAAGGUCGAGGUGAAAUUUGGAUUGAUCCAUCGGAGCAGAUAUUGGAAUGGUUUGUUGGUGGUCAAUGCAUUAAACGUUUUAAGUUUGGAGAACCAAUUAUUAAUGCUGGUGUGGUUGAUUUCGAAAAGGCUUCAGAUUGUCUCGUGAUCGUUCUUCAAGACACUGCACAUGUGUACUAUCUGAAGUCCGGAGACUCUACAUGUGUAUGCUUUCCAUUCUCAAUAUCCAAUGCAUUUUUCUAUUGUCAUGGCCUGAUUUUAGAAAGGAAGAGUGGUGCAACUCUUGAAUGGGAUAAUACAGAACAGCAAUACAAAUUUAUUACAUUAACUGAUCCGAUGGCGGCCUUUGGGUUUUUAUUCUUCUCAGUAAAACAAUCUCAAGAAGAACUACAGAACCUCACAAUGGUCUCCUUCCCAAGAACCGAUAAAUUCUCAAUAACUGCGUUGUUCGAUGAGACGACUUUGACCCUAAAUUUAUAUUACACCCAAAUUCUUUCAAGCAAACAACAAUACCCACUUAAUAAGUCUCAAAAUGAUUAUCAAAGUAUAUCUGGUGCUACAACGUCAAACGAUUAUAGUAGCCAUAACAACAAAAAUUUACGAAAAAUAUCAUUAUUAAAUAGAAGAUCCACUUCAAUGAACACAACUAACAACGACAACGACGACAUAUCAUCAUUAUUAAGUAGAGAGGAUCAUCGAAUAAGUUCUCAGAAUUUUACGAAACGAAGCCUUUCCGCCACUUUAGAUCGCAUGAGUAAUUCUGCCAUAAUAUCACCGAAUGUCGACUUCAAUCUUAAUUCCCCAUUCCAAGCCAUUCAAGAAGAUUCUGGCCAGGCAAUUCUUUCAAAAGAUAUUGUACUUACUAAAAUAUCGUCACUAGCUCUCCCUUCUACUCUUUGCUUGAAAGAAACUCCUUUAAAAUAUAUUCCUUUAACUUACGACAUGCAGGAGGCCCUGAUUAUAUUUCACCCUUCCUCCCAAUUCAGCAAGAUUUGGCUUAUAAAACUAAUACCGGGUGUGAUUGAGUCGCCAUCAUUUAGAAAAUAUGGUGAAUCAUUACCAGAAAUGAUAUCAUUAUCCAAUGUUGAUAUGUCAGAACCAUUUAUGGACCUUAAUCCCUAUUAUCAUGAUAAUUUAUCGGGAACACUCGUACGUACCCAUAUAGAUGAGCGAGAAAGAUUUUUUUCACUGUACAAUCCAUUUCUACAAAUAUCUUCACCUUUAACUAAAGCAAGAAUAUAUGAUCAGGAUAAUCAUAAAAAUCCAAUAGAUCUUUUAAUUAACGACAGAGAUUUUUUUCUUCCUCCAUCAACGACCUUAGUAUCACUAUGUUUUAAAGCUUUCUUCUGGGUUUGUCAUCCAACAAUUUAUUACUCGUUGGCAUACAUGUGGCAAUAUACAUUUGAGGUACUGAAAAAUCAGCAAGAGAUGAAGGAUCUACCUCUAACUACCUUGGAAUUUCAAUGUUUAAAAAUGAUUUUGCAAAACUUGAUUAUGAACUCAACUGAUUCACAGGGAUAUCCUGACUUAUUUUUAAAUUCACUCUUUAAUAACUUGCGCAAUCUAUCUUUAGUAGAGAUGCUACCAAGAAUGGUAGUGGGCUUACAUUUAAUUCGAGAAGAACUAUUACUAGAUAUUUUUUGUGAAAAUGAUGUAAACGUUUUAACUGAAUUUCUACAGUUUGCAAUGGAAGCUAUGAAUUGGCCUGCAAACUGGAAGCAAUAUUACCAGCUUUCCUUUAACACGUCAAGUAAACCCCUCAACUCAGACGUCAAAUUUACUUUACCAACUGACGAACCUCCCUCAAUAAUGAAAUCACUUUAUAGCAUAACGAAAAAUAGCAAAAUUCCAAUUACGCGGUUUAUAACUUUCUCCAGGCUUGUCAAUGCAGACGCAAGUAUUGAUUUGUUAAUUACACCAAGAUGUUUUAAACUAUUGAGACUAUAUGAAUUAACUCAUUCCUACGGUUAUUCUGAUGCAGAUAUUCUUGAUAUUUUAACUGAAUUGGCGAUAACACAUUUAGAAUUAGAGACAUUCCCACUUGGCGUAUUAACUCCACUAAAGACCACCAUAAGAAUAAUUGAAAGUAAGCUAUCACAAAUAACCAAGGAUGUUGAUUUAUCUGUCUUAUCAAGACCUGAUUUAGAAAUAUCAGUUUCGAAUAUUAAGAGAAUAAAGUAUGGAAAAAAUCCUACUUCUGGAUUACAAAGAGACAACUCGAAACAACGUCUACUAUGUAACAGGAUAAAAGCAAUAAGAAACAUCAAUGAGAGGCCACCCAAUAUAUACGAUAUCAUAUCAGAUGUUGUGAAAGAUGCAAUGCAGUCAUCUGGAGAGGAUAGUAACUUAUUUUCCACACAAAAGGGAACAAACGGGGAAAGAAACAAUAAUUUUGAUACUGCCUUCACUAAUAUACAUGCAGACCAACUAUUUCCACAAGAUCGAAGAUAUUACCAAAUAUUGUCACUAUUAGAUUAUAAUCGUACACAAAGAAUACUAUUCAUGCCAAAAGAGGCUGAUUAUGGUAUUUUAUUACAGAGAAAGAAGGUAAUUAUCAGUAUAACAAGUGUAAGAACAUGUUAUGCUGCAUUGGGAAGGAGUGCCAUUUUAUAUGCUUCUGAAUCUCCAUUAUCAACCCAAAAAUGGUCUCAUAAAGAGCUAAAUUUGUCCUUUAUAUUCCCUGAUGGAACAAGAAUGUCACCUGAUGAAGAAUCCAUAAAAGACUUAGUCCUAAUGGGACAGUUUCAUACAGGUGUAAACUCUGGAUUAUCAAUUUCUAGGCAAACAUCGAACAUCACUGGAAGUUGGAUCGUUUUUAACAAACCUCAAGAACUAGAUGCUCAGCAUGGUGGGUUUCUGUUGGGGCUAGGACUGAAUGGCCAUUUGAAGAAUCUUGAAGAGUGGCAUGUUUACAAUUAUCUGAGUCCAAAGAAUACACAUGUAAGUGUUGGUCUCUUAUUAGGUAUGUGCGCCAGUUUAAAAGAAACAAUGGAUUUGAAGUUAACAAAAGUUUUGAGUGUCCAUAUCGUUGCCUUACUCCCUCCUGGUUCAAGUGAUUUAAAUAUAAAUAUUGGGGUCCAGACCGUUAGUUUAGUAGGUUUGGGACUACUCUACCAGAAUUCGCGACACAAGCGAAUGAGUGAUCUAUUGUUAUCUCAAAUUUCAUCAAUGGUAAAUGUGAAUGAUGAAUCGCAAGUGAAUGAGAGCUACAGGAUAGGUGCUGGUAUAGCCUUAGGAUUAAUAAAUAUGAACGCUUACGGAAAAAAUCGCUGUGAUAACUCACAGUCUAAUAGUGAUGAAGAUCUAGAAGAUAUGGACGAGGAACCGUUACCUAUUCCUGAUUUUUCAACAGCAAAGGAUAGAGUAUCUACCGAAUUAAUAGAAUCACUGAUUUCAAUAGUAACAGACGUUUAUGAUGUAGAACCCUCAUGGAUACCCGAAGCCAGUCAUAUCGGGGCGGUUAUGGCACUUAUUCUUAUUUUCCUAAAAUCAAAUAAUUAUGGAAUUGCAUCAAAACUAAGACCUGAUAUGGACUUAACAAGACCUCAGAAUGGACAUCCCGAAAUGUUUCUGUUUAGAGAAUGGUCAUAUCAUAUGAUUAUGUGGAAUUCAGUUAACAGCAACCUUUCGUUCUUGUUAGAUAAAAUCGAUAAGGAAAAAAUUUCCAAUUUUGACUCAGACAUUGUUCCGAUCUACUUUAUAAUUGCUGGACGAGCCUUAUCAGUUGGUAUUAAAUAUUCUUCAAGUGGAUCUUUUGAAGUCCGAGACAAUCUUUUAUUGUUAAUUGAUAGAUUUAUUCCAUUUUACCAAUAUCCUGGAAAACGUGCGCCUGAUUUCCGGUCGAUCAUAAAUUCCCUAACCAUCCUGGUAAACAUAUUAAUCAUUUCCGUAAGUAUGGUAAUGUGCUCAACUGGUGAUUUAGAAGUUCUUAAAAGAAUAAGAUAUCUUCAUGAAACAAUCUUAGGUGUCAACUCAGACCUAUACGCCAGUAGGAAUGCCGACAUCGAAGAAGAGACGGACCGCGUAUGUUCAGAAGCAUCGAGAGAUCUACGCGAACCCUCGGACGAUACAGGGUCGCCUGACAGUAACACGGCAAACCCAGGUGAUAGCGACUAUAACAGCGACGAUGAUGAUCCUGUCAGUGGAAAAAACGACUUAGGUGAAGACGAAGGUACCGAUUUUGAGUACCAUAUUCCAAAAUAUAUUUCCACGAAUCUUGCAUUGGGAUUCUUAUUUUUAGGCUCUGGUCAAUAUGCUUUAAACACUUCUAGUGUGUCCACUACAGCAUACCUUAUAUUAUCAGUCUUACCCCUAUAUAUGAUUGAUGGCCCGCUAGAAGAUUGCUUGAAAUACUUCUGGAGUAUGAGCAUCGAAUCACGAUGUCUGGUGGUCAAAGACUCUAUUACAGGUAACGUACUCGACAAUGUUCCUGUUAAUAUUAUUCAGCGGUCAAGCAAUGACGGCGAAUUACUUUCAAGAGAAGUCAUUUCCCCAUGCUUGCUACCAGAUAUUAGACUUAUAAGAAAAAUAUCAGUCUCGUCAAAAGAUUAUUUCCCAUUGGAAAUUGAAUUUGAUGAAGACAUUCGACCUGAACUAUAUUUUAACAGCGGUACAGUAAUCUAUAUCAAACCACGCUUAAAUAAUGAUUCGGCUAAUGAAAAUGAGAUGUUUGACAAUACUAAAGACCUUCAAUCUACGCUAAAGAGAAAAAUAAAUGAUCUAGAGGACCAUCCGGCUGUGGAAGCACCUAGAUUUGCGUCUAGUUUGUUUGAAAGAUUAAAUGUUGGAAAUGAGACAGUCAUUGAACUAGAAACCGCUUUUUCUAAUGAAGGCCGCCCGAUUAGUAUAUCAGAAACGUUGAACCAAAAUAUGACAUUUUCAGACGUCAAUAAAGGAAAUGUGGUAGACUAUGAACUGGAGCUGUGGAGAAAUGAACACUUGUGA
Messenger RNA from Naumovozyma castellii, 5007 nucleotides. RefSeq names its product anaphase promoting complex subunit 1 (gene APC1). Lineage: Eukaryota; Fungi; Ascomycota; Saccharomycetes; Saccharomycetales; Saccharomycetaceae. Bases 1 to 5007 code for a protein of 1668 amino acids. The transcript has a single exon. The record is from RefSeq and is a predicted model, not a curated record.